AUGGCGACGGCACUUGCUAUCGUUGAGAGCUGGUGCAGGGAAACUGACCUCUCGGUGAAUCCCGCCAAGACCACAGUCCUAGUCUUCAUAAGAAAAUACAAGCCAGAGAUGAUCAGACCCUUAAUACUGAACGGCUCGGUAGUAAACUACUCCAACAAAGUUAAGUAUCUGAGAAAGGGCCAUUCGGAAAAGCUGGGGGCUAAACCCCAGAAUGACACUGUGGCUCUAUCAGAUGGUACUGUUACCAAGGCUAAUGUAUGCUGCGGUAGUCUGGUGGCCAAGUGCAGGAAUGGUGGAAACAAGGAACCUGUUGCAAGGCCUACGGGUAACUUUCCUGAGGGUCGUGGCGGGGGCCAUGAAGACCACACCUACCGAGGCGCUAGAAAUAGCACUCAGUAUCCUGCCUUUGGACCUCAGAGCCAAGGUCAUACCCAACUUGGCUUGAUUAAUGCAAAUCCCUUCACGGACAAGUCCGAGAGGAUUCAGAGAAAAUAUCAAAUUAACAAAGCCUUCAAAACUAGAAUACCAUCCAGAGAGGAGUGGCUAGAUUCAAAACUUAAACCAGCACCCAAGGAGGAUUACUGGUUUACCGAUGGAUUUGGCUACACUGAACGCUUUGGGGCGGGGAUCUAUCGAUUGAAGGAUGGCUUUGGGGAAAGCUUCCCCCUGGGCCAGCAUGCAACAGUCUUUCAAGCCGAGGUGUUAGGCAUAGCCAAGUAUGCCGAGCCCCUGAUAGCAAAAGAGACGGAAGGGAUGAAAAUCUUCAUCUGCAGGGACAGCCAGGCGGCCAUAAAAGCACUGGAAGAAAGCCACUACUAA
Molecule: messenger RNA, 819 nt
Organism: Diachasma alloeum
Lineage: Eukaryota; Metazoa; Arthropoda; Insecta; Hymenoptera; Braconidae
Exons: 3
Coding region: 1-819 (272 amino acids)
Molecular function (GO): nucleic acid binding
Source: RefSeq, a predicted model, not a curated record